GGUGCUGAACAAGAUGGCUGUGAGUCGGGGAGCGGAGAGCUGAAGAGGAUGAAAUAUACCUGCCCUCCCUCCCCCCAAAUUGAUCCUGACUCAGUGGGUGAGAGGGAAAGGUCAGAUUUUUGUAUUUUUUUUUAAUGUCACAUAGCAGUGACACGCAAUAGCUUAGUUGUGAAGCGGAGCUGAUCACGUCCACCUAUUUAUACAGGCUAUAGAGACAGAUAUCUACUCCGGAUUGAAGCUGGUGGACAUCUGGGAGCGAUCAUAGCAAGAGCUAAGAGAUGUCAUUGCUUUGUGUUGGAGUGAAGAAAGCCAAACUCGAUGGGGCCCAAGAGAAGUUUAACACCUACGUGACGCUGAAAGUGCAGAACGUCAAGAGCACCACCAUCACUGUGCGUGGUGCCCAGCCAUGCUGGGAGCAGGACUUCAUGUUUGAGAUCAACAGGCUGGAUCUGGGGCUGACAGUGGAGGUGUGGAACAAAGGGUUAAUCUGGGACACCAUGGUGGGCACCUUGUGGAUCCCCUUGGAAAACAUCCGCCAGUCUGAUGAGGAGGGGCCGGGGCAGUGGCUGACCUUAGACUCCCAGGUCAUCAUGGCUGAGAAUGAGAUCACAGGCACCAAAGACCCCACCUUCCACCGCGUGCUGCUGGACAGCCGAUUUGAACUGCCAUUAGACAUUCCAGAGGAUGAGGCUCAAUACUGGGCCAAGAAACUGGAGCAGCUCAACUCCAUGAGGGACCAGGGCUAUACAUACCAGGAAGAGGAGAGACCACUUCAAGCACCACCAACACAAUGCUGUAACUGGAGUCUGUGGGGAAACCAGCAAAAUGAGGACCCAGACAGUGCAAUGGACGACAGAGACAGUGACUACCGCAGUGAGACCAGUAACAGCAUCCCCCCUCCCUUCUACACCAUGUCUCAGCCCAACACCUCCAUGCACCAGUACCCCAUCUUGAGAGACCAGCGCUACUCCUCGCACACCUUCUACAACGGCUCCAUCCAAGAGCUGGACUAUGACAACCAUAGAGCCAUCAGUCCUACAGGCAGCAGUCACUAUGCCUCCUCCGGGGAGCUGAGUCAAGGCAGCUCCCAGCUCAGUGAGGGGAACAUGAGGGGAUCUGUGGAGCUCUACGAUGAGGACAACGCCUACCACUCCUGUCACUCCACUGUCAGCUACGGCUGGGAUCCCGACGCGCCCGAGGAGGUGUACAGUGACGAGGGGGGCUACAUCAAAGAUGACGAGGAGGAGGGUGAGCUUUAUGAGCCCGAAGAUGGAGAGGGGGAGUACGACUAUGAGAGAGAGGAGGAGGAGGAGAUGGACAGCACGCUAAGCGAGGAGCUGCACUCCACCCCCUCCCCUACAAGCACUGCUUCCACGCUGGCCGCCAAGGCCUCCAUUGCCAGGCCUCCUCUGGAGAAACAGGCCUCCCUGAGAGAGCAGCAGCCACAUCCCCCCACCCUGGUUCCCUCUUCCCUGGCCCCCACCUCUCAAUCCCACUCAAUGUUCCCUUUCCAGCCCCCUGUCACCACAGCCUCUACCAAGCCUACCUUCACCCCAAUGAUCCAUCCAUCCCUCAUCCAGCCCCCUGCUCCAGAUACCCAGCCCCCUGCCCCAGAUACCCGGCCCCCUGCUCCAGAUACCCAGCCCCCUGCCCCAGACACCCAGCCCCCUGCCCCAGAUACCCAGCCCCCUGCCCCAGAUACCCAGCCCCCUGCUCCAGAUACCCAGCCCCCUGCUCCAGAUACCCAGCGCCCUGCUCCAGAUACCCAGCCCCCUGCUCCAGAUACCCAGUCCCCUGCUCCAGAUACCCAGCCCCCUGCUCCAGAUACCCAGCCCCCUGCCCCAGAUACCCAGCCCCCUGCUCCAGAUACCCAGCGCCCUGCUCCAGAUACCCAGCGCCCUGCUCCAGAUACCCAGCGCCCUGCUCCAGAUACCCAGCGCCCUGCUCCAGAUACCCAGCCUCCGGUGUUUGAUGCCCUGGAUGACAUCCACCUAGACAUCCAAGUGGAGGAGCCUCUGACUUUAGAGGAGGAGGUCCCUGUCGUAGAGAGCCUCCCGGGAGAAGUCCCCCCAGAGAAGACCCCGGUCGUCAGCUAUCAGAGGCCCAUCAUGGAUCCUGGUCCAGACAGGGCUAGGGCCAACUGGCAACGGCUCUGCAGCAAGGUCCGACUACAUCUGCAGCAGGCUCGGGGGGAGUCCGUUGGGAUUUGCUCCCUGUUGCUGUCAGCAGGGGUGGGUGGUGCGCUGUAUAGCAUCGACAGCAUGCCGGACCUCCGCAAGAGGAAAGCCAUGCCUCUGGUCAGGGACCUGGUCAGUUCCCUGGCUCAGAACUCCAGGAAGGCAGGGUUCACAUCAGCUAUGGCGUCCAGCACUCUCAAUAACGAGGAUCUGAAGAGCCAUGUGUACAAGAAGACCCUACAGGCUCUGAUCUACCCCAUCUCCUGCACCACACCCCAUAACUUUGAGGUGUGGACGGCCACGACACCCACCUACUGCUAUGAGUGUGAGGGGCUGCUGUGGGGCAUCGCCCGCCAGGGCAUGAGGUGCACCGAGUGCGGGGUCAAAUGUCACGAUAAGUGCCAGGACCUACUCAAUGCUGACUGCCUGCAAAGGGCAGCGGAAAAGAGUUCUAAGCAUGGGGCAGAGGACAGAACCCAGAACAUCAUCAUGGUUCUAAAAGACAGGAUGAAGAUCCGAGAGAGGAACAAGCCGGAGAUCUUUGAGCUGAUCCAGGAGGUGUUUGCCAUGGUCAAAGUCACUCACGUCACCUACAUGAAGCAGAGCAAACAGAGCGUACUGGACGGCACCUCCAAGUGGUCGGCCAAGAUCAGCAUCACAGUGCUGUGUGCCCAGGGCCUCCAGGCCAAGGAUAAGACAGGCUCCAGUGACCCCUACGUCACGGUCCAGGUGGGCAAGACCAAGAAGAGGACCAAGACCAUCUAUGGAAACCUCAACCCUGUCUGGGAGGAGAACUUCAACUUUGAGUGCCACAACUCCUCGGACCGAAUCAAGGUGCGGGUGUGGGACGAGGAUGAUGACAUCAAGUCUCGGGUGAAGCAGAAGUUCAAAAAGGAGUCAGAUGACUUCCUGGGUCAGACCAUCAUCGAGGUCCGCACGCUGAGCGGGGAGAUGGAUGUCUGGUACAACCUGGACAAGCGUACAGACAAGUCAGCCGUGUCUGGUGCCAUCAGGAUGCACAUCAAUGUAGAGAUCAAAGGAGAGGAAACAGUCGCUCCAUAUCAUGUCCAAUACACCUGUCUGCACGAGAACCUCUUCCACUUUGUCACAGAUGUGCAGAGUUCUGGUGUUGUGAAGAUUCCUGAUGCUAAAGGGGAUGAUGCGUGGAAGGUGUACUUUGAUGAGACUCCUCAGGAGAUAGUGGAUGAGUUUGCCAUGCGCUACGGAGUGGAGUCAAUCUAUCAGGCUAUGACUCACUUUGCCUGCCUGUCGUCUAAGUACAUGUGCCCUGGGGUGCCGGCGGUAAUGAGUACCCUGCUGGCCAACAUCAAUGCAUACUACGCCCACAGCACCCAGGCCACCAAUAGCGUGUCCGCCUCUGACCGUUUCGCCGCAUCCAACUUCGGGAAAGAACGAUUUGUGAAGCUCCUAGACCAACUCCACAACUCCCUUAGGAUUGAUCUGUCCAUGUACCGGAAUAACUUCCCAGCCAGCAGUCCUGAGAGGCUGCAGGACCUCAAGUCUACUGUGGACCUGCUCACCAGCAUCACCUUCUUCAGGAUGAAGGUACAGGAGCUACAGAGUCCCCCCAGAGCCAGUCAGGUGGUGAAGGACUGUGUCAAGGCCUGUCUCAACUCCACCUACGAAUACAUCUUCAACAACUGUCACGAACUCUACAGCCGCGAGUACCAGACAGACCCGGCCAAACUAGGAGUGGUCGUUCCAGAAGAGCAGGGUCCCAGCAUCAAGAACCUGGACUUCUGGUCCAAACUCAUCACCCUCAUCGUGUCCAUCAUAGAGGAAGACAAAAACUCCUACACACCCUGCCUUAACCAGUUUCCUCAGGAGCUCAACGUGGGUAAAAUCAGUGCUGAGGUGAUGUGGAACCUGUUUGCUCAGGAUAUGAAGUACGCCAUGGACGAGCAUAAAAAGAACCGGCUGUGUAAGAGCGCAGAUUACAUGAACCUGCACUUCAAGGUCAAGUGGCUAUACAACGAGUACUGCAGAGACCUGACCUUCUUUAAGAGCCGUGUGCCUGAGUACCCGGCGUGGUUCGAGCCAUUUGUCAUCCAGUGGUUGGACGAGAACGAGGAAGUGUCUCGAGACUUCCUGCAUGGUGCACUGGAGAGGGACAAAAAGGACGGGUUCCAGGUGACUUCGGAGCAUGCUCUGUUCUCCUGCUCCGUGGUGGAUGUCUUCUCUCAGCUCAACCAGAGCUUUGAGAUCAUCCGCAAGCUGGAGUGUCCCGACCCCCAGAUCGUAGGCAACUGCAUGAAACGCUUCGCCAAGACAAUUGGCAAUGUUCUCAUAUCCUACUCGGACAUUAUCUCCAAGUGCUUUGCUAACUACGUCAACAUGGAGAAAGUGCCAUGCAUUCUGAUCAACAACAUCCAGCAGCUCAGAGUUCAACUGGAGAGGAUGUUUGAGGCCAUGGGAGGAAAGGAUCUGUGCAAGGUGGCCAGUGACUUCCUGAAAGACCUGCAGUUGAAGCUCAACACUGUGAUGGAUGAUCUCAGCAGGAUCUUUUCUGUCAGUUUUCAGCCACAGAUUGAAGACAAUGUGAAGCAAAUGGGAGACAUCCUUGGCCAGGUGAAGGGGACCAACGUGGGAGCUAACAACUGCAGCAGUGUGGCCCAGGAUGCUGAUAAAGUUCUGGAGCCUAUCAUGGAUUUCCUGGACAGCAACCUGACGCUGUUUGCGAAGAUCUGUGAAAAGACGGUCCUGAAACGUGUUCUGAAGGAGCUGUGGAAACUGGUGAUGAACACUAUGGAGAGGACCAUCGUCCUGCCCCCUCUCACCGACCAGACGGGAACUCAGCUCAUCUCCAACGCUGCCAAGCAGCUGGGACAGCUCUCCAAGAUAAAGGAGCACAUGGGUCGUGAGGAGGCCAAAGCCCUGUCCCCUAAACAGUGUGCUGUGAUAGAACUGGCCUUGGACACCAUCAAGCAAUACUUCCAUGCUGGAGGGGUGGGUCUGAAAAAGACCUUCCUGGAGAAGAGUCCUGACCUGUUGUCUCUACACUACGCCCUGUCCCUCUACACCCAGGCCACAGACAAACUCAUCAAGACCUUUGUUUCAUCUCAGAUCGCACAAGGCUCUGGUGUGGAAGACGCCGUGGGAGAGGUGUCUAUCCACGUGGAGAUCUUCACCCACCCCAACACUGGAGAGCACAAGGUCACCGUCAAAGUGGUGGCAGCCAAUGACCUGAGGUGGCAGACCACAGGGGUGUUCCGUCCCUUCGUUGAGAUCUACAUCAUUGGUCCUCAUCUAGCUGACAAGAAGAGGAAGUACGCCACCAAAUCCAAGAACAACAGCUACGCCCCCAAAUACAACGAAACGUUCACAUACACCCUCAGUAACGAGGUGGGCACAGAGUGUUACGAGCUGCAGGUGUGUGUGAAGGACUACUGCUUCGCCCGGGAGGACCGGACCGUGGGCAUAGCCGUAAUGCAGUUGAAGGACAUGUCUUCUCGGGGCAGCGUAGCGUGCUGGCUCCCCCUGGGGAAGAGGGUCCACAUGGACGAGACGGGCCUCACCGUCCUCCGCAUCCUGUCCCAGCGCAACAACGACGACGUGGCAAAGGAGUUCGUCAAGCUCAAGUCAGAUCAGCGCUCUCCCGAGGAGGGCCGAGGAUGAGAAGUCUUUAUUCGCUCAGCGCCAUCUACAGGCUAGGAAGUCCUUAUGCGGACUGACUGCAAGCCAAACUACUGCCCUGAUUUUAGUGUUGGUGAAGCACAGAGAAACAGUUCUUUACUAUAGUACUGUUCAUACAUCUUAUUGAAGAGGACAUGUGAUACCAUCUACAGGCAUUGUCCUGAUUGUCUUGAAAGCACCAAUAUCUUUAUUAUGAAUAUAAUGAAUCAUGUAAUUUUGCAUACAUAUAUUCAUAAACACAACAAAGUCACAAAACAGACCAACUUACUGCAACACAUUCACACAAAGAGAGUUUAAAGGGAUAGUUUGGGAUUUUAUCUACUUUCCCAGAGUCAGAUGAACUCGUGGAUACCAUUUGUAUGUCUCUGUGUCCAGUAUGAAGGCAACUAGAGGUAGUUUCACCAGCCAGUACUAAAUAGCUUAGCACAAAGACUUGAAUUCCUCGUGUGGAACUAGUCGAGGAGACAGCGCGAAGAGUUCACGUCUUUGUGCUAACCUAGCGCUAACACUAGUUAGAAGUGGCUUGCGAAAUUACCUCUAACUUCCUUCAUACGGGACGCGGAGACAUAAUGGUAUCCGCUAGUUCAUCUGACUCUUACGAAAGUAGAUGAAGGGCUGCAUUGCCAAAAUCCUGAACUAUCCCUUGAUGGAGUAUAUUGUCUUCCUUUAACUCUCCCUCUCUUCAUUUCUCAUAGCAUGGGCCAUGUCUAUUUGUGCUCUUCCAAUCACACAUUUGAACUAGAUUCUGCCAAUAUUGACUAGUUCCAUGCAUAGGUAUCUAAAUGGUCCUGGAGAUCAAGAUCUUGUAGCCUUGACCUCUUGUCUAUUACUUACUGUAUAUUACCUGCCCUUUCACUUCCUUUAUCUAGACUAGUGCCAAUGGAUCAAUCAAUAACGUUAUGUCAAGUCAAGCCCCAAGCACAAGUUAACAGGACCAACUGUGUACAGCAGACCAUCAGGCUUUUAGGCCUCAUCCAUUCCAAAGAGUAAGGUUUACACCGACUGGUUUAUGAUAGUAUUUCUAUGUGUUUUGGACCUUUCUUAAUUCCCCUGUGGAGUUUUCUAUAGGAGAGCAGGCUGGACUAAAUAUAGAUUGAAAUGUUUAUAUAUAUUAUAUAGAGAGAUAUUAUCGGUCAAUUUAUGAUAUAUUUAAAGACUAUAUGAAGGCUUUGACCUUGAAAAGAGUGUCCCUGUCUGUGUCGCAGUUUACAAGUCUGUUUGUCUACCCUGUUACAGAGCACACUGCCUGAAACCCUCAAAUGCCUUGUCCUGUAAAACCUGUUGUCUGUCUUCAGUACAAAGUGAGAGCAACCAGAUGAAGACAAGCCUCGGAACACUGCGAUUCAUCAGUGUGUGUGUGUGUUUGAGAGAAAGAAUUGAUUGAGUGUGUGUAUAUACUGUUUAUGUGUGUCAUAAUAUUACACCAGUGACAUAAUGUAGACACCAGUGUUCCCUGCUGGUGUAAAUGUGUUAAUCACAGAAAGCCAUUGAGAGGAGAGAGAACACAAUACAGUGGAAGAAUGUGUAUUCUAUAGUAUAUUUUGUUUCUUUGAGAAUUUGCUAAGUGUCUUUGACUUCGGGGACUGAAAGUAAAGCAAUUUUGGGAAGGUUUAUUGCUCGUAAAACAUUACGUGUGUGAACAGAGCUCCAUUCGUUUGCCUUGGAAAACAGCCACCUCCUCUCUCUCCUUCAACCUCUCUGAUCGAUAUGUGUCAGCGUGGAGGAGAGCAUUUAGAGACUAAAGACAGAUACGUUUCUUAACGCUUGCGUUGCCAUAGCAACCUCUUGUCAAAUGAUGAUGUCAGGCCACACGUGACCCCCACGGUCUCUUUCUUCCCCUCUGCUGGGGCAGGCACACAAUGUAGACAUGACCACAUUUACCUAAAAUGGCCUCUUAGCAGGCUGUCUGGUCCUGGUUUUGUGCACACGGGGUCUGUUCACAAGGGCUAUAGUACCAGUCCUGCCCACUCCAGUGAGACUUGCCAGAUGGUGACUGAGAUCGCUUUGUGGGAACAGGACCAGUGUCUAGGGCUGUGUAUGUGAACACUUGCCGUCUUGUUCAUGGCACUCACAUUUAGAAGCAGCACAUGGAAGGCUAUUCAGCACAGGGAACCCUUGGAGGUGUAGUAGCUCAUAUUGUGACCAUGCUGUAUCUAGUGCCAUUCCAGGACCUCCACCUGAAUCCUUUAUUAUUGAUUAAACUGCCUGGAGGAGGUUGAGGCUGCAGAAGAGGAAUGUAUGUAUUCCUGUGAUGUCAUGAUUGGCUUAUAUUAUGUCUGUGAUUGUAAUGACAGGUCUCUCUGAUCUCCCCUCCUCUUCCCUCUACUGCCCACUGUACUGCCCCCUUUCCCUCUACAGCCCACUGGACUGCCCCCUUUCCCUCUACAGCCCACUGUACUGCCUCCCUUCCCUCUACGGCCCACUGUACUGCCUCCCUUCCCUCUACGGCCCACUGUACUGCCCCCCUUCCCUCUACAGCCCACUGUACUGCCUCCCUUCCCUCUACAGCCCACUGUACUGCCACCCUUCCCUCUACGGCCCACUGUACUGCCUCCCCUCUACGGCCCACUGUACUGCCCCCCUUCCCUCUACGGCCCACUGUACUUCCUCCCCUCUACGGACCACUGUACUGCCUCCUCUUCCCUCUACAGGCCACUGUACUGCCUCCCUUCCCUCUACAGGCCACUGUACCGCCUCCCUUCCCUCUACAGCCCACUGUACUGCCUCCCUUCCUUCUACAGCCCACUGUACUGCCCCCCUUCCUUCUACAGCCCACUGUACUGCCUCCCUUCCCUCUACAGCCCACUGUACUGCCUCCCUUCCCUCUACAGCCCACUGUACCGCCUCCCUUCCCUCUACAGCCCACUGUACUGCCUCCCUUCCUUCUACAGCCCACUGUACUGCCCCCCUUCCUUCUACAGCCCACUGUACUGCCCCCCUUCCUUCUACAGCCCACUGUACUGCCUCCCUUCCCUCUACGGCCCACUGUACUGCCACCCUUCCUUCUACAGUCCACUGUACUGCCUCCCUUCCCUCUAAGUUCCACUGUACUGCCUCCCUUCCUUCUACAGCCCACUGUACUGCCUCCCCUCUACGGCCCACUGUACUGCCUCCCUUCCUUCUACAGCCCACUGUACUGCCUCCCUUCCUUCUACAGCCCACUGUACUGCCUCCCUUCCUUCUACAGCCCACUGUACUUCCUCCCUUCCUUCUACAGCCCACUGUACUGCCUCCCUUCCUUCUACAGCCCACUGUACUGCCUCCCUUCCUUCUACAGCCCACUGUACUGCCUGCCUUCCUUCUACAGCCCACUAUCCUGCCUGCCUUCCUUCUACAGCCCACUGUACUGCCUCCCUUCCUUCUACAGCCCACUAUCCUGCCUGCCUUCCUUCUACAGCCCACUGUACUGCCUCCCUUCCUUCUACAGCCCACUGUACUGCCUCCCUUCCUUCUACAGCCCACUACACUCCUUCCCUUCCCCUGGGUUUUGGUUCAUCUGCCCCAGGUAUCAUUUAAACAACAGGAUAUCAGACUCUCUGCAAGUAGCUGUCCUUACCAAUUACACCUUACUCUGAUGGUCCAGCCCCGAAAAGCACAGAUUUUGAUUGUGGUUCGCCUAUUUAAA
This is a messenger RNA of Oncorhynchus keta (chum salmon), 9456 nucleotides long. Its product is annotated as protein unc-13 homolog A-like. NCBI's taxonomy places the organism in Eukaryota, Metazoa, Chordata, Actinopteri, Salmoniformes, Salmonidae. Bases 279 to 5813 code for a protein of 1844 amino acids. The transcript has 40 exons. Gene Ontology annotation, biological process: neuromuscular junction development; synaptic vesicle maturation; dense core granule priming. The record is from RefSeq and is a predicted model, not a curated record. Gene Ontology annotation, molecular function: calcium ion binding; diacylglycerol binding; calmodulin binding. Gene Ontology annotation, cellular component: plasma membrane; synaptic vesicle membrane; terminal bouton.